CUCAGAGAUUGGAGAGCAAAGCAGCAAAAUCUUUGUGGCAGGAACAGUAGGAAGUUCUGGCUGAGAGCUCCCCAGAAGUGACCUGGACCACCAGCCACAACACACAGGGCUGGGCUGCAGGAACAGGGAGGCACCUUGGUUUGGAUCAUAAAUUUUGGGGGAGAUUACUGUGUUGUUGUUUUUUAACAGACAGCCAGGAAUUAGAAUCUUGCCUUGUCUCUGCUGCUGACCACCUGCAUGAAUUGCAUCUUUAGCAUCAUGCUGUCACAGUCCAAGACCAAGGAAGCCUUUGACUCCACUCUGAAAGACAUCAUUAUCCCCCCCAAAGAGAAACCUGGACACAUUUACCAAAAAGAAGAUACACUGCAGAAUGAUCUUCAAAAAGAAACCACAGUUGUUGGAAGUAUCCAUAUCCUGUGUUGCCUGAUGAUUUCAAGUUUUGGAGCUAUUUUGUUUUUUUCUCCCUACUCUUCCCACCUCAAGCCAGCAGUUUCCACCAUGUUGAUGUCCGGGUACCCAUUUGUAGGAGCUCUGUGCUUUGCCAUUACUGGAAUCCUUUCCAUUAUCUCUGGGAAAAAAUCAGCUAAGCUCCUUGCCAUCGGCAGCCUGACCUCUAAUGCAGUGAGUUCUGUUGUUGCUGGAGCGGGCCUCUUCCUCCUCGUUUACAGCCUGGUAGCCCUGAGGACGGCCUCUCAAUUGUGUGACUCAGAAAAGGAGCAUCUAUCCUCCUUGCCUUAUUCAGAGUACCCUAAUCCAAAAUAUGAAGUCAAGGACUGUGUCCUGGACGGUGUCAGUCUCACAGGUGUGCUGGUGGUGAUGCUUAUCUUCUCUGUGCUGGAGCACUUACUAGCUGCAUAUGCUUCUGUCUUUUGGUGGAAACAGGUCUACUCCAGCAACCCUGGGAGUUCAUUUUCCUUGCCUCAGUCACAAGAUCAUAUCAAACAUGUCAAAGACUUCUUCAAGGGUAUGGCUAUGAGUAACUGUUGGAUGUAGAGGAAAAAGGAAGGAGAAAUCCAGUGCUCAUGACAAAGUGUGAUUAGGCUUUCCUGAAAUUUCAGCUACUCUAGACUGUGGAAGAAACUUUUUAAAAAAUAGCUUUUGUUUUUAUUUUGUCCAUAUGAGUAAUUUUAUUGCUCUUAUAAAUAAUUUCCCCAGGGCCCAGGUCAGUAAAAUUUUAUUAGCCUGUCUUCCAAAAUGGACAUAAAAUGUAUAAACUUUUUAAAAAAUUUAUCUUUAUUGAUUUCAGAGAGGAAGGAAGAGGGAGAGAGAGAUAGAAACAUCAAUGAUGGAGAGAAUAAUUGAUUGGCUGCCUCCUGCACAUCCCCUACUGGGGAUCAAGCCUGCAACCCAGGCAUGUGCCCUUGACUGGGGGCCCUUCAGUCCGCAGACUGAUGCUCUAUGCACUGAGCCAGCUAGGGCUGUAUAAACUUUUUUUUUGGUAAACUAAACAGAAAGUGAUUGUCUAUCCAUAAAUAGCAAGAGAAAAUUUGCUGUUCUGUGCUUGUGUGAAUUGGUAAGUCAUGUGUCUGCAGGCUCUAUUUUCACAUGCAUAUUGCUUAAAUAAUAGAUAUUAGGAUUGUGAGAACAUUUUAAUUAAAAAUACUUAAAAAUAUAUGGCUCCAUUUCUGUCAAUUGAAUGGAUUAAAUUCCUCUACAUUAAAUAUAGCUCAAUGUUCUGUCUCAUUUAAUGACUUUAUUCUUAAAUCUGGAUUCAAAGAUUAUAACUUAUCACAAUCACAAUGCUUUCUCCCACCUAAGUUCUGGACAGAAUAAUAAAUUAGACAUAUAGAAAUAAUAUCAACUUUAUUAUUGUAUUGGAGUAAACAACAUGGCCAACCAAAUAAAGAGAUUCCUAAUAUUGCUCCUGAGUCUAGGUGUUGGGUCCUGUCUCAGAGGGAAAUAUGCAGCAGAUGUGCACAUGUAUAUUUUCCAAAUGACAUGUACAAAAAUGGCCAUAGAAGUCAUACACAUAAUAGCCCCCAAAGGCAAACAUCCAACUAAACAGUAGAAGAAAAUGAAAACUGUGUUAUAUUUAGGCAAUGGCGUAGUAGAUAGUACUGUGAGUGAACAAAGUACAAUGCAGCCACAUUGAUAAAUCCACAAAAUAAUGUUCAGGGGAACAAAAGCUACAUAUGAGAAUACAUACUGUAUAAUUCCAUGUUUAUAAAAUAAAGUUUGAACACAAGCAAAACUAAAAGAGUGUUAGAAUCAGGAGCAUGGUCACCUUUGGGGACAAUAAUUGGAAGGGGACGCAGAAGACCUACUGUUCCUAGAAAUGUUCUUUUUUUCCUUUAUCUGGCUGCUGGUGCUGUGCAUAUAUGAUGUGUUCUCUUGUUUCUCUACUGUAAUUGAAUAAAAACAUUU
Molecule: messenger RNA, 2364 nt
Organism: Myotis daubentonii (Daubenton's bat)
Lineage: Eukaryota; Metazoa; Chordata; Mammalia; Chiroptera; Vespertilionidae
Product: membrane-spanning 4-domains subfamily A member 7-like
Biological process (GO): cell surface receptor signaling pathway
Cellular component (GO): plasma membrane; trans-Golgi network
Source: RefSeq, a predicted model, not a curated record